Messenger RNA from Laccaria bicolor S238N-H82, 546 nucleotides. RefSeq lists its product as uncharacterized. The transcript has 2 exons. The coding region runs from base 1 to 546 and encodes 181 amino acids. The record is from RefSeq and is a predicted model, not a curated record. Lineage: Eukaryota; Fungi; Basidiomycota; Agaricomycetes; Agaricales; Hydnangiaceae.
AUGGAUUAUACCGGGGAAGGUAAAGACCUCGAGAAUCCCUCCAGCGAAGUGCAUAUCGUGGGCACCCGUGGUGCUCUCAUGGAUCUACCAACCAAUGAUAUCCGGGAGCCCAUAUUACCUCAGGAAAACGACUGGCCAAGGGACCUAGCUUCUCAUGCAAAGAUUAGUUGGCUGAAGAAGCUAGUUCGUUCAUUCUUGGGUUUUCAUUAUUUUCAAUCACGGGACAUUAUCAGUGACUCAGGUGAAGAAUUCGAUUUUCAAGCCGUUGAAGAUGCCGACCUCUCAGAUGACGACCUCACUGCAAAGAAAAAAGAAGAUCUUUCACACGGGACAUCUGAAGGCAAAGCCCCACUUUGGACAAACACUCCGGAAGGAUUACCCACCCCCGACAUCAAUCUCUGGAAUGACUUCAUCAAGAAUCUACCUGAUUCAUGCUCAGAAUGGUCUCAUGAACAAGCCAUGAAACAGUUUCAGGUUUUCAAAAUCUGGUCAACCAACUACCAUUCCUCCCGACAAGUUGAUCAUCAGCAGCCGCUUAGUCUUUGA